AUGUCAAUAUUUUUCUUAUCUUUAAUGACAAACUUAGCAAUACUGGUCUCGUUAUUAAUUCGGUUCAGUACGAGGAAUAAAAUUUUCAUUAAGGAUGAAAUUGUUAUGUUUUUGAUUUCUUCCAUAUUUUCCAUACUUUUUUCCGCAGCUGACAUCGACAAUGAAAAAAAUUUAAAUUGGUGGUGCUCACCUAUAAACGAACCAAUGAUCCCCUUUAUACUAUCAUUAGCUUACCUUCUGUUCACUACUUUCUUUUUCAUAAGUCUCAAACUACGAAUUAAAAGUGCUAAAAGUUCAACUCAAAAUGAAUCUGAUGAUACCCUAAACGAAUCUCAUGAAAAUAAUUUAUUUGGUGCUGGGAAUGAGUCCAACAGUCUACAUUUUGUAGAGAUAGAGAAAAUUACUUCUUAUAUUUUCGCUGUCUGGCUUAUUCUAUUCAUCUAUACUAUUACUCAAGUCGCAAUGGUUGAUUCUGUGGUUAUAGGAGUAUAUUACAUGUUUGGGCGAUCUAAUUCAAAUACAAAUUUGGUUCUCACGCCAAUCACUACUAAUUCUACAUCAAGGGAAUCUCGCCGUUCAUUCCGCGAAUCAGUUCGUAACUCAUUUCAAAAAAUAUUCACAAAAAUUCAAGUACAAGUGGUUCAACAUCAAACAGUUGAUUCAUAUAGCGAUUGCGGAGAUGAUGGUCAUGUUCGCCUCGAAAUUCCUACCGUUUGCGUUAGUAGUAGCGUUUCUUAA
Dentiscutata erythropus is the source of this 738-nucleotide messenger RNA. Lineage: Eukaryota; Fungi; Glomeromycota; Glomeromycetes; Diversisporales; Gigasporaceae. The record is from the annotation of a GenBank genome assembly.